CGUACCUUUUCCGCGCGCGCGCAUCGCGAUUCGCGAGUCGAGCCGAGCCGAGCCGCUGGCUUCCUUCUCCCGACUCCACUCCCACGGCGGCCGGUCUAGGUAGCCGCGCCUGCCUACGGCCACGCCCAGCUCGAGAAAGGCGUGCGCAUGCCGUCUAUGGCGCCUCCGCUAUAAGGAGGAGAAGCAAGCGCAAGGCCAGCAAAAAGCGUCGCGGGGCCACGAUCACGACCCUAUUUUGGCCCGCCCGCCUCCGCUUAUACGCCGCGCCGGGGAGGCCGCUACUCCGGCUCACCUUCGGACCUUCCCCUCUCUCUCUGUCUCUCUCCAGCCCGUUCCGCCGCUUCUACCACCUUCCUCGCAGCCAAGGCCCUCUGCACGGCGCCUGUGGUGCAUGGGCGGCGGCCGCGCCGUGACGACGACGACGACCGCGCCGCCAUGACCACCACCACCACGGCGGCGGCGGCGGCCGUGAACGUGGCCGCGGUCGCGCAGCUCUGCGCCGGGCCACGGCGGCGCAAGCCGGCGGCAGGGGCUCGGGUCGACCUGCGCUGGGCGCGCCUGCUCCGCCUCGCCGUCGUCACCAGGGUGCUCGGCGUCGUGCGCGACCAGCUGCUCGCCUGCUCCUCCUGCGGCGGCGGGGGCGGUGGCGCCGCCCGCCGCCGGUACCUCCGCCUUGGCCCGCCCGCCGGAGCCAACGCCGGUCCCGUGCUGUCACCGGUCGACAGGGACGACGACUGCGCCGCCGACGCCGAAGCCGCGGCCCCUCGCGACGCGGCCGACGACGUUGACAACGUCGUCAGCCUCAAGGUCAGCCUGCUCGGCGACUGCCAGAUUGGCAAGACCAGCUUCAUGGUUAAGUAUGUGGGAGAUGACGGGGAGGACCAGAACGGCUUGCAGAUGACGGGCCUGAAUCUCAUGGACAAGAUGAUGGCCGUCAGGGGAGCUAAGAUUGCCUACAGCAUCUGGGAUGUGGCAGGAGACCACCAGUCCGUCGACCACAUCCCAAUCGCGUGCAAGGACGCCGUGGCGAUCCUGUACAUGUUCGAUCUCACGAGCCGCUGCACGCUUAAUAACAUCGUAGAUUGGUACGAGAGGGCGAGGAAAUGGAAUAAGACGGCUAUUCCAAUCCUAAUCGGGACAAAGUUCGAUGACUUUGCCCAGCUUCCUCUUGAAAUGCAAUGGACCAUUGUUAACCAGGCCAGAGCAUACGCAAGAGCGAUGAAGGCGACCCUCUUCUUCUCGAGCGCGACGCACAACAUCAACGUGAACAAGAUCUUCAAGUUCAUCACGGCCAAGCUCUUCGACCUGCCGUGGACGGUGGAGCGCAACCUCACCAUCGGCGAGCCCAUCAUAGACUUCUGACGACCUCCUCCGCUAGCUAAGUAAUUAGACAGCACACACGACGAUCCUUGUUGGUAUCACGGGUUGACAGGGUCGUCGCCUCCUCUUGCCCUGUGCGAGUCGCCGGAGGCAUGAAGUUGAAGUGACCGAGCAUGCCCGUCGUCCUCUUCCUCCUGAUUGCCGACAGCAGCAGGCAGGAUGUCCUCUGUACAUAGGUGACGUUUCCGCAUGAGGGAGCAUCGUCAAAAUGGCAAGACCGCGAGGUGUGACUGUAGUAGUGUAACACCCGUCUGUAACAUUCGCCAGACUGUAUAGGAAUCCAUGUUAAUUAGAGCUAGUUUGGCAGCCACAUUUUUAAAAGGGAUUUCCAUUUUCCUUUCCCUUGGAAAAAUGUUUGUCAAACUAAUCCUUAAUAUACCCUCCGUUUCCGUUGACAAAAAAAA
Messenger RNA from Zea mays, 1784 nucleotides. RefSeq names its product septum-promoting GTP-binding protein 1. Gene Ontology annotation, molecular function: GTPase activity; GTP binding. NCBI's taxonomy places the organism in Eukaryota, Viridiplantae, Streptophyta, Magnoliopsida, Poales, Poaceae. The record is from RefSeq and is a predicted model, not a curated record. The transcript is spliced from 6 exons. Bases 436 to 1362 code for a protein of 308 amino acids.